AUGGGCAACGUCUGGGCCGCCGGGUCCCCCCGCCCCCACGGCGCCCCUCCCCCUCCUGCCCGUGCCCCCGGCUUUGGGGUCCACCCCCGUGAGCGGCCUAGGGGGUCUGGGGCCCCCAGCCCCGCGGAGCCCCCUGGGGGCGACCCCCUGCCCAACCCAGGGGCCUUCGAGGAGUGUCACCGGCGCUGCAAGGAGCUGUUCCCCGUGCAGAUGGAGGGGGUGAAGCUGACAGUGAACAAGGGGCUCAGCAACCACUUCCAGGUGAACCACACGGUCGCUCUCAGCACUUUGGGGGAGUCCAACUACCAUUUUGGGGCCACCUAUGUGGGCACGAAGCAGCUGAGCCCCACUGAGGCCUUCCCGGUGCUGGUGGGGGACAUGGACAACAGUGGGAGCCUCAACGCCCAGGUGAUCCACCAGGUGACGGGGAGGCUCCGCUCCAAGGUGGCCUUCCAGACCCAGCAGGCGAAGUUCGUGAACUGGCAGGUGGACGGGGAGUAUCGGGGGGGCGACUUCACGGCUGCCCUGACCCUGGGGAACCCCGACAUCCUGCUGGGAUCAGGGAUCCUGGUGGCCCAUUACCUGCAGAGCGUGACCCCCACCCUGGCGCUGGGGGGGGAGCUGGUCUAUCACCGGCGCCCAGGAGAGGAGGGGGCCGUGGUGUCCCUGGCUGGGCGUUACACAGCCCCCACGUGGAUCGGGACCCUCACGCUGGGGCAGGCGGGGGCUCACGCUACCUACUACCACCGAGCCAGCGAGCAGCUGCAGGUGGGAGUGGAGUUCGAGGCCAGCACGAGGCUCCAGGAUUCCAGCGUCGCCUUCGGGUACCAGCUGGAGCUGCCCCGGGGGAACCUGCUGUUCCGGGGGUCCCUGGACAGCUCGUGGCAGGUGGGGGCAGUGCUGGAGAAGAAGCUGCCGCCGCUGCCCCUCACCUUGGCGCUCGGGGCCUUCCUGAACCACCGCAAGGACAAGUUCCACUGUGGCUUUGGCCUCACCAUCGGCUGACGGGUCCCACCCUCCUCAUCCUCACCUUCGGCCUCGCCAUCGGCUGAGGGCCCUCGUCAUCCUCUUCAUCCUCACCUUCGGCCUCGCCAUCGGCUGAGGGCCCUCGUCAUCCUCUUCAUCCUCACCUUCGGCCUCGCCAUCGGCUGAGGGCCCUCGUCAUCCUCUUUAUCCUCACCUUUGGCCUCGCCAUCAGCUGAGGGACCUCAUCAUCAUCAUCCAUCCUCAUCCUCACUAUUGGCUGAAGGUCCUCCUUGCUCUCCUCAUCCUCACCUUCGGCCUCACUGUCGGCUGAGGGGUCCCACCCUCCUCCUCCUCGGCCUCACCAUCAGCUGAGGGGCCGCAUCAUCAUCCUCACCAUCAGCCGGGACCCCCAUCCUCCUCCUCGUGCUCUUCAUCGCUGCCGUCCUGCUCAUCAUCACUCUCAUCAUCCUCAGCCCCUUUCCCCCUCCUCCUCACUACCCUCACCCUCUUCCUCCUCCUCCUCUCCAUCUUCAUUUUCCUCCUUCUCUCCCUGGCCCCCCCCAGCUGCCGGCAGCCCCCCCUCCCUUCCAAAGCCAUUUUUGGUGGUUUUCCCCCCUGCACCUGGACUCGCCCCCCUCCCCUCAGGAGUUGAGGAGGGGGGAGACCAAUUCUUGCCACCCCUUCCCCCAGAGGACCCCUCAGAGACUGGAUGGAUUUUGGGGUUCAAGGGGGGGUCACAAGGAGACCAGACCCCCACCCAAAAAAAAAACACUGGGGGGCCUCUCAGUGCCCCCCCCCCACCAAACAAAGAUUGGGGGGCCCCCUCUCAGCAAGGGGGGCUCCCAAUAAAGCAACUGGCCUCGGG
This is a messenger RNA of Myiozetetes cayanensis, 1831 nucleotides long. RefSeq names its product translocase of outer mitochondrial membrane 40 (gene TOMM40). The transcript has 9 exons. Gene Ontology annotation, molecular function: transmembrane protein transporter activity. Lineage: Eukaryota; Metazoa; Chordata; Aves; Passeriformes; Tyrannidae. Bases 1 to 1005 code for a protein of 334 amino acids. Gene Ontology annotation, biological process: protein import into mitochondrial matrix. The record is from RefSeq and is a predicted model, not a curated record. Gene Ontology annotation, cellular component: mitochondrial outer membrane translocase complex; mitochondrial outer membrane.